AAGGAGCGCUGCCCUUUGAGUUCAGGUUCAGUGUCGAGCGAGCGAGCAGCCCUGCCCGCCUGCUGCUGCCGCACAGAGGCAGUACCAGACCCCCGGCGGGCGCUCAGCAAGCCAGGCACCAUGGCCCCCCUGCAAGCUGCUCUCCUGCUGUUGCUCCUCGCCGCCUCUUCGCAAGCCCAGGACGGGGCUAUGAAGGGCACUACGUCAGGCUCCCAUGAGCUGCAGCCCUGGCUGGUGGGCCUGACGGCCGUCGUGGUCUUCCUCUUCAUCGUCUUCCUGCUGAUGAUCAUCAACAGAGUCUUGUGCUAUAAGAAGCACAGGGACGAGGAGGAUACCCAGGGACACCAGGCUGAUGCCAGUCCUGGCAGGCUCACCGCCAAUGGCUAUGAGAACGAGGCGCUGCAGGAGCAGCUGGAGGAGCAGGAGAAAGGGGCGAAGGGGAACAAAACCACCUCUCUGUGAGGGUGUGCUGCCCCGCUGGAGCUUGCUGCACCGAUCUGCCCUGGACACACCUGCUUUGAGACAAACCAGUCGGCUCUUGGCUGCCUAGCUCGGCCCAAGGAGUCUCCUGCCCGCGUCAGGCCCUGCUUGUAUGCGCCACUGCCCCAGCUACAACAGCACCACGGGCUGCUCUAGGCUGCCGCAUCACGUCUUGCUCCACGCCGGUGCUCUCUGCUCAGUGCCCCCCAGGGCCUCCAGGUAUUAACCUGUGACCUGCACUGCUGUGCCUGGUGUCAUUUAUUACGUGUCCCAAGAGUUCACGU
Molecule: messenger RNA, 764 nt
Organism: Gavialis gangeticus (Gharial)
Lineage: Eukaryota; Metazoa; Chordata; Crocodylia; Gavialidae
Gene: SMIM24
Product: small integral membrane protein 24
Exons: 4
Coding region: 121-462 (113 amino acids)
Source: RefSeq, a predicted model, not a curated record